UUUUUUGCUUUGUUGCGCUAUCAUGAACAAUGCUGAGAACAUUUUUUUUUGUGGACACAUUUAGUUUAAAUAAAACGAUAUAGGCAUGGGCGGUAAGAACAAACAGCGAACUAAAGGAAAUGUUCGGCCAUCCAGUAGCGGUCGAGCUGCUGAGGUUCUGACCCGGGAAGGCGGCGUCAUCCCGGGCUUCGUGGGCUUCGACACCACGGUGACCUCUGAGCUGAGCUACGUCCCAGCUGUCCACGGAGCCGAGGACAUAGACAACCUGGUGGAAGCUGAUUUCCGCCUGGUGCUCAGGAAACUUUCAAAGAGGGAUGUUGUCACGAGACUGAAAGCUGUGCAGGACUUUGGGUCCAUGUGUCAGGAGCGGGAUGCUGAAGACGUGAAAGGAGUCCUCCCAUACUGGCCAAGAAUUUACUGCAAAAUAUCUGUGGAUCACGAUCGGCGAAUCAGAGAGGCCACCCAGCUGGCCUUUGAGCAGCUGGUGCUAAAAGUGCGUCGCAGCUUAGCCCCCUUUCUGAAGAGUUUGAUGGGCCACUGGAUUCUGUCCCAAUGUGACACGUACACACCUGCAGCCUCUGCUGCGGGCCGGGCUUUCCAAGCUGCUUUCUCCCCCAUCAAACAGCCUGAGGCUCUCAGCUUCUGCAAGGAUGAGAUCCUUAAUGUGCUUCAAGACAUUUUGUUAAAAGAAACAGCAGACACGCUCAGUGAUCCACAAAGUGUGACAGAGGAAGAGAGAGAAGCAAAAUAUGUGCGCAUGUUGACCAGUUCCAUGUUAGGAGUUAAGAAACUGCUUUCCCUGCUGCUUGAAACCGACCGGGUGGCCCUGGAGCCUGGACUGGACCAUCUGCUUAAGUCCGGGAAGUUCUGGAAGUACAGUAAACACAAGGCGCCACAGGUGAGAGGAGCCUUUUUUGAGCUGGUGUGCGCUCUGUGUGAGUUCUGUCCUGCUCUGGUCCAAACUGAAGCUGCACGGCUCUGCCCUGCUGUCCUCCUCAGUAUCGACGACACAGAUCCUAUUGUUCUGCCUCCUGCGUGGGAAGCUGUUCUUCACGUCGUGUCUACAAUCCCUGAUUGCUGGACACAUGUAAAUGCCAAAAAAGGUUUCCUGCCUAAACUUUGGGUUUUAUUAAAGGAGGGGGGUAAUGGCAUGGCUAAAGCGCUUCACCCAAAUCUAAUGCCGCUUCUUAGCAAACUGCCCAAAGAAGUCACUGAUCCCAGCCUGGACUUUUACACCACCUUCUUCACUGCAUUCAGGCAUGGUUUGUCCAGUGAGCGUGCUGAGACGAGCCCAUCAGAAAGUGCGGUGAUAGUGACAUCCUUUGUCGAAUGCUUGAGGUUCUGCAUUCUGCAAAACGUAGAUGACGAACCUUCUCAGGCGAAAAUCAGGACCAUGCUUGUUUCACAGCAGCUUCUGCCUUUAUUGGACAAGGCUAUCAGAACUCCUUCCCUUCAGAAUGGGCCUCUUUUCCUUUUACUCACUGAAAUGCUUAUUUCCUGGGAGAGAAGAGCAGGUUUAUACAGUGAUGGGUAUGAAGAGUCCAAGAAGGUGGUCUUCCAAAGGCUUGUGUCUGACUUCUGGGAGGACAUUUGUCAUUUGUGUGUGUGUUUUGUUGACAACGAGGAAGCAGAUCCACAGGCAUUGGAGGGUGUAGCCAUUUUGCUGCAGGUGAUGCGUUAUCCUGAGAGAGGAAGCAGAAAACACCUUCAGAAGAAGAAAUCUGUCAGGGUGUGUUUGUCUAAGGCAGAGGAGGAUGAAAAAGCUGCUGUUCAGGGAGAUGGUGCCGAGAAGCUUGCGCAGACGGCGUCGGAGCUUGUGAAUGAAAAAGCCAUUGGGUCCCUGCAGACGGAACAUUUUGAAGACGCCGUGUGCCAGCUGGCUCAACUGUGCCUCGUGCAUGUGAAUGAGAAAAACUCUGAGAAACAUCUUGUUUUCCUCUCACUUCUCCUGCAGUCCUUCCACACUCCUAGGAUCUUCAGUGCCUUGGUUGAAUUUGACGAUGGAACACCAGAAGACAAUAAAUGGAGGGGGGAGAAGAAUCCUGCAGUGCAGUUCCUGCUGAAGCGAGUGGUGGUGUGGCUUUCUGAGGUGGCGCGCAGCGACACUGAGCACCUGGUGGAGAUGGUUUUUAGUUCACUCUGCUGCUGCAACCAGGAGGAGACCACGCAGAUCCUCAACCACAUCACCACCAUGGGUUUGCAGUGGGGAAUUAUCCUGCAAAUUAUCCAGAGGGCAUGUAAAGAUGCUGAGGCUCAUGCGAGAUGCUCUGAUUGGCUGAAAGGCUCAGUUCUGGGUGAGCAGCUCUUGGGGCUGACAGAGGAGCUCUGCAAAGUGGGGAGCAGCGCUCAUGCUUCCACGUCCACUACAAGCAGCCACAGUUGGACCCUCAUCAGCCUUGUCCUCUCUCAAAACCACAACCACGAGUCUUGGAUUGGGGAGGUGUACAUGGAGAAGAUUUUAGAGAAGCUUCACACCACUCUGUCUGAGACCAAGAGUUUGUCAGAUGCAGGCAACAUGGAGCCCCUCAUCGCCUUCAUAUGCGACGUGGCUUCUUCUUUCUUCUCCUCCGUGCGAGACUGUCUUCUGCUGCUGUCGGCCGAGGAGCUGCUGCUCACGGUUUUCCAGCUCACUGCCCAGGAUCAAAGACACACUCACCUAUCCAAGUCGCUGUUGGAUAAGCUGAAGAAGGUGUGUGUUGCUGGAGUCCAGUCUCUGGUGCAGCAUGGUGAAUGUGAGGUGACAGAAGGAGGUUUCCUGCACAGUGCUGCUGUUUGGGUGCUGAAUCAAGCACUAACAAGUUUUCAGGAUAUUAAAAGUUUGCAGGUUUUAGUUGUGGCUGUACAAAGCUUAGUGGAAACAAUCGUCUCUGCAGGAAACCAGGCCUCCCUCAUCCUGAACCGCCUCUUUAGCCUUCUGACACCCAGUCAGCCAGACUGGACCAGAAUCAGACAGGCUCUGCCUCCUCAGUGGAUCAAAAUUCCUUUGCUGGCCAGUCGUCACAGGGGGGUUUAUGAAACCCCCUCUCAGGACACGUGGAGGUUUAGAGAGUCGAACAGACUGCCUGCCCAUCUUUGUGUCUGUGCCUUGUUAGGAAGGGUGGCCCAGACUGCGUCAUGUGAUCAAAGGGAGGAGCAGGGUCCUUCCCCUCUACCAAACCUUCCAAACACAGUUUCAGAACUGCUGUAUGCUCUGCAGUGGUGUAAGGAGCUGAAGAACAGCCCCUCAGUGGUGCCUGCAUAUCACAACCUACUGGCUGAAUGGGAGCUAUCGGAUGGACUCCAGAGUCUAGUUCCAAUGAGCUCUCUCCUAGAGACCCUCUACUCGAGGUCUGUAAUGGAUGGAGGUCUGUGGUCUCUGACUCUGGAGACCUACAUCAACACCAACAGCUUGGCAGUCACUCAGGGUGCUGCUCUGAGGAAACUUUAUGGUACUUCAGACAGUUUGUUCCCAGUGUCUCAAAGCAAACUGAACACAGUCCAGGUGCUCUGCCCAGUAAUGACAAAAGAAGACAGAGAAACUCUCAUCGCUUUGGCUACAGCUGGACUAAUCAACUGGCAAAAGCACGAUGUUACAGAUGUGUCUGGGUGUCUGGCAGUGCUGCUGUGUUGUCUCAGUGCCAACACACAAGUAGAGGCUGAGGUUGUGCAUGCUGUCCUGGCCAUGAUGAUGGAGUGGAGGAACAACAGGGAGGAUUGGUUCCUCUUCAGCUGUAACCUGGCUGAAGCUCCAUGUGAACAGCUGAACCUUAAUGUGGAGAUGAUGCGGUUCUUGUCUUGGCUGGUGACUCACUGUCCGUCAGGUCUUGGAGGACUCCAGUGGGACUUCUUGCUGUGCUCCAUGUUGGCCUGGUUGGAGACUGCCAGUGAGAACGUGAGCAGUUUGUGGAACCCCUGGGUGCAGCUGUUUGUGUGCCAGAACUCUGCACUGAUUGUAAACCUGAACCAGUUCUUCACAUCAUCUUCACCUGAAGUGCUGGAGAAGUUACCACCAGAACUGGCCAGUGAAUGGAAAGACUUCUUCGUUGAGGGGAUCUACAACCUGCUCUUACCUCUGCCUGUUAAAAUCACUGAGACCUUUGUUGAACCGGAUGACCCCGCGUUCCCCCUGUCUGUGCUGCAGUCAGUCGGUUUGGCUCUGACACAUGUGCCGGUGCAGCAACUGACCCAAAACUCCCUGCAGCCACGGUUCAUAGCAGACCAGAAGACGAACCUGCCAGAGCCUCUGCAGACACUGCUCAACACUCUGUGCCCUCUGCUGCUGUUCAAGGCCAGGCCUCUGCAGAUUAUUGUGCACCACAUGUUGGAAAAGGUCAUGCCUCAGCUGCCGGAGUGUGAUGGUGACGGAGACAGCAGGUGUGAUGAUGACAAAGAUGAGCCAUGUCUUUCUCCUCCGGCUUCGCUCAUGGCCAUCCUGUCGACCUGUGAGGAGCUGUGUGAGAACAUACUUGGAGGGGUCCAAGUGGGGGAGUUUGCAGUGGUCCAGCCCCUUAGUGUGGAGUAUUCCUGCAUCCUGGGAUACCUGCUGGCCUGGAAGCUGCUUCUCACGUUUUUUAAAUCCUCCCCAUCCCACCUGCGUGCCCAUUAUGCUCAAUAUCUUAAGAGGAGCUGCUCUCUGAACAAGCUGCUCCUCCAUCUCUUCAAAAUGAUGCCAGAGAACCCGGUUUAUCCAGGACACGAGUCCGAGACAAAGGAGACCAAAACCUUCUUUACAGAAACCUUGAUUCUGACCGUUGACGAGAAUGAGAGCGUUAGGUGGGAGCUCCCUCACCUGGCGUGCAACGUCUUCUACAGCACGGUGCAGGACCUGCCUGCCAUGGUGCGACUGUGGUGGACCAGCCAGGAGAAGAGAGUGAGCUCAGCUGUGGAGAAGUUCACCAGUAAAUACGUCAGUCCUGUUCUGUCAGCCCAGGAGAUUUCCUCGGUCCACAGCAGCACUCAGAUGUUUGACAGCAUGACUGUGAAAGCUCGCUCAGCAGCGCGGGAGGUGAUAGCGACCUACUCUGUGGACGACAUCUACAUCGAGCUGGUGAUUCAGCUCGCACAGAACCACCCUCUGGGCUCCAUCACUGUGGAGAGCGGGCGGCGUGUGGGCGUGGCCGUGCAGCAGUGGAGGAACUGGAUGCUGCAGCUGAGCACCUACCUCACACAUCAGAAUGGCAGCAUAAUGGAGGGUUUGGCUCUGUGGAAGAACAAUGUUGAUAAGCGAUUCGAGGGAAUAGAGGACUGCAUGAUCUGCUUCUCCGUUAUUCACGGCUCCAACUACUCCCUGCCCAAAAAGGCCUGCCGCACCUGCAAGAAGAAGUUCCACUCUGCCUGUUUGUACAAGUGGUUCACUUCCAGCAACAAGUCCACAUGUCCGCUCUGCAGAGAAACAUUCUUCUAACAGAUGAUGCCUCGGCUGAAAGGAGACUGCUCCUGGAAUAAACCCCGACUGAAUUUGACACAGUUAUGCAAGAAAGAUCAUCAAGAAACUCUUGAGGACUCCAAUACGAUGUCCACUGACAAAUAUGUAUUUGGUUCAAAAGCCUUUAGGAAAUCUAAGUGGAGGACAAACUUGAUGUUUGUGCAGCUUCUCUGCCUGCUCUCAGCUGGUUGAGGGGCUCCUCACAGUUUGUAUAUAGAAGUUUUACUGUUGGAUUUAUCCAGUUAUCAUGCCCUGCCGCUCUGAUCACUUCAGCCACAAGUUUCCUCUUUUUAUUCUCCUUUGACCCAUAUGAAGGCAGAAAAGGCUGAUUUGUAAAGCUGGGGAAUCUAAGCUUGAGUUGCAGGAAGCACUUUUGAAAUGAUAAAUUUUACAAAAUAAAAUCAACCAAUGUUUGAAUUAAUGUAAUUCCUAUAACAGCUUACGCAAAUGUUUCCUAAUAUUUAGGAGAGUGAAGAGAUUGGAUAAGAUUCAUGGUUUGUGAUAAACUUGUUCAUCAGAAGAAAGAUGAUUAUUUUAAUAUGAAAUUGAUCCAACAUGUCAGCCUAACUGUUGGAAAAUCAAUAAAAGAACCUACGCUCAUGUAAGACAGAGCACUGCAUUUAUUCAGAAAAGCAUAUGCGACUGAAGCUUUACUUCAUCGGUUUAUUUAUUCAAGUCAAAACUAGUUUUUAAUUUGCCAAUGAUUAAAAAAAAAAAAUCAGAAACAGCAGGUUUUCCUAAAAAAAAAAAAAAUUUAAAAAGAAUGGAUUUACAAAACACAUUUAUAGUAUAAAGAUCCUAGAUAACAUUAAAGUCAUGAAAUGACUUAUUUAAUCAGUCAGUAAUUAGUCCUCGUUGUGUGAGCCCACAACAAGUCAAACUGUAAGUAACCUGUACCGGUUUCCAAGAAAACCCUGUAAUUAGCCUCAGCCCGUUUGUCUGGGCUCCACCUCAGCCUCCCACCCUCAGGCUGAAUAAUUCAUUGCUCUGUUUAAUGGAGACUUUCUCUCACCACACGUGUUCUUGUGGGAUUAAUGAUGACAGAUUAAGCACGAUCAAUGAAUUAAUCCCACUCAUUUGCUCUGCCGUCUCCAAGUGUAAUCCAUUACCAUGGUCAAAAUUCAUCAAUACAUACAGCCAUACAGCCAGCAUCCAUCAUCAUCUGCCCUUGACCUUUUUAAUCGCCAUUGAUCUGUUUGCAGCGGAUAAAUAUUUAUGCUCAGGACCCCCCCCGCUCCCCCCGCACUCCUCCUCCUACAACAGCCUCAAGUCUUAUUGCUCAUUAUCUGCUUGAUUAAACAGUGGUACAAAUGUUAUGAACUACAGUCAGUCCUCUGAGAAGCUUAUUUAGUUUAAUUUUUAUGUUCGGGUGAAGAUUCUCAGUCAUCCACGUCAUGAUAAAUUUUUAAAAAAUGUAACCCCCC
This is a messenger RNA of Nematolebias whitei (Rio pearlfish), 6828 nucleotides long. It is a transcript of the gene ltn1, whose product is annotated as listerin E3 ubiquitin protein ligase 1. The transcript is spliced from 32 exons. The record is from RefSeq and is a predicted model, not a curated record. Gene Ontology annotation, cellular component: cytosol; RQC complex. The coding region runs from base 86 to 5383 and encodes 1765 amino acids. Gene Ontology annotation, biological process: ribosome-associated ubiquitin-dependent protein catabolic process; rescue of stalled cytosolic ribosome. Gene Ontology annotation, molecular function: zinc ion binding; ribosomal large subunit binding; ubiquitin protein ligase activity. Lineage: Eukaryota; Metazoa; Chordata; Actinopteri; Cyprinodontiformes; Rivulidae.